AUGGAGGAGAAGCUGGAGAGCAUGCAGGCCUCGGAUGGGCGAGUCAGAGGAUGGGUUGGCGACCCUGGUUUCCGAGGGACCUGGGACAUCAUUUGGACCUCCAUCGUGACCGUCUUCAUCUGCACCUUCACACUCCUUUGCUUGAACGUGCCGGCCAGACAAGACACUGUCUACAUCCUGUUCAGGCGCCGAGUCCUCUGGAUGCUCCUCGCCAUUCUCGCCCCCGAGAUCGUGCUCACCUACGCCGCUGGUCAGUGGAGUAGAGCGCGACACUCAUUGAACGACUUCCACACCUCCGGGUACCCACAAUGGACCAUGCGGAUGGCAUUCUUUGCGGACAUGGGCGGUUUCGUUCUCGAGGCAAGGGACAGUGUGCCGUUCCCGCUGAACGCGAAGCAGCUCCAUUGGCUGGUGGUCAGCAACCACAUCCCAUACCCGAAUUCCGAUGUCGAUGAGAUCUGGGACAAGUCGAAACAGGACCGGUUCGCACGACUCAUCACAUCCUUCCAGGUCGGCUACACCAUCCUUCACGCCAUCGGCCGCGCUGGCCAACACUUGUCCAUCACGGCCCUGGAGCUGAACACGAUUGGCAUUGUCGUUAUUGCCGAUAUCACCGGAGGACGGCCAUGGAAGACGACACCACUGGACUUCAUCGACGAGAACGGUCCAGGUUGGGCCAUCAACGUCCAACCCUUCAUGCGGAUGCCCGUCAUCCCGCCCGAGCGCCCCAUCCAGCGCAUCCCCAACGACAGGUUUCCCAUGAAUCCAUACGGCAUCCAAGAGUAUUGCCUCUGCUUCGCCACGCUCUUGUUUACGGCAGUCCAUGUGGCUUUCUGGGACCAUUCGUUUCCCACUACGACCGAGAAGGUCCUCUGGCGAGUCUCGAGCCUGAUCCUGUUUGGAGUCACCGCUGCGUUCUGGAUUCUCGAAACAGCGGCUUCCUGGAUCCGGCUAGGACGGUGGAAGUGGAUUUAUCUCUGGCUGACGGACCGAUCUGCAUUGCCUGAGUUCGAAAGGAGAAGGGAUGAAAAACUGAGGGACCAAGGCGCAAGAGAACCGACGACACUCCCGCUCGCUUGGGAGUUUUGGACCAUUGGAUCCGUUGCAUUCCUCUAUGGAGUAGCCAGGAUGUACAUGAUUGUUGAAUCCUUCCUGGAGCUGCGAGACUUGGAUGCAACGGCUUACAUGAACGUGAACUGGUCUAUAUACAUACCGCAUGUCUGA
Parathielavia appendiculata is the source of this 1224-nucleotide messenger RNA. RefSeq lists its product as uncharacterized. The coding region runs from base 1 to 1224 and encodes 407 amino acids. The record is from RefSeq and is a predicted model, not a curated record. Lineage: Eukaryota; Fungi; Ascomycota; Sordariomycetes; Sordariales; Chaetomiaceae. The transcript is spliced from 3 exons.